AUGGUCAUUGCACUUGCCGUAGCAGCAGUGGGAGUAGGAGCCGUGGCACUCCACAAGGAAAGGAAAAAGAGAAAGUUGAGAAAGCUUUCGCAAAAGGAGCAACAGCAAUUCCAAGCUUAUGAAAAUGCUCAACGAUCCCAAGUUUCAGGACGAAAUUACGUACAACCACCACCACAACAACAGGGGCCGCCGCGGGUACAGCAGCAACCCGGCAGCAGCAUGAGGAGCGACCGCAGUGGCAGCAGCCGGUCAAGUAAUGCCCAUGCCCAUGCUGCACCGCUGCAACCACCACGUGCCCUGCGUCCGCAUCCGCAAUCGCAGCGCAAUCAUGGUAAUGUGCCUUCGACACCGAUGAAACCAUCGACUUUUAGACCUGCGACGCAGAGAGUCUCGCAUGAUAGAAACACGCAAAGAUCAAGUCGUCCGGAGACGCAUAGGCCGACUGUUGAUGAAUAUGAUCCGCCACCUGCUUACACUCCAUAA
Messenger RNA from Lodderomyces beijingensis, 483 nucleotides. Lineage: Eukaryota; Fungi; Ascomycota; Pichiomycetes; Serinales; Debaryomycetaceae. The record is from the annotation of a GenBank genome assembly.